GCGCAGGCCUGGCGGCGUGCGGGCCGCGCCUCUGCGCUGAAGGGAAGGAGGAGGAAAAAGGGGGAAAAAGAGGAAAAACGGCGGCGGCGGCGGCAGGGACAGUGAGGUCACCAGGCUCCCGAAGGCCACCCUUGUGCUGGGCAAAACGAAGCAGCAAGACCAGCUCCAGCUGCCGGACAGGAUGCCCGAUUUAUGUGGAAGGAGAGCAAACGUCAUACAGCUGCCCUCUGCGGAGCGGCUGCCGUUUGACCCACGCUGCCCGAGAGUCACUGCAUGCAAAACUCGUCCACCACUGCCGUGCCAGGCUUACCUGCCUGCCGCACGUCUCCGAGUCACGUCGAGGCACCACACCUGGAUGGCACAGCCCUCGUAGGGUGAAGCAGGAGACGCACACCGUCGUGAUGCUGCCGGCGCUCGGUUUAUUGCGCGGAUCACUUGCUUUGUGUUCCCUUCUCGCGUGUGUGGUGCAAUGAUUGGUCCUAAGUGCAAUGAGUUACGCACUGAUUGGUUUAAUAGAAGUCACCAUAUAUGAUCUGGUUACCCCCCGUCGGUCCCCGCGUCCCUUCCGUGUUGCACAAGAGUGUGACUAAGCACAGGGGUUGUGCAGAUGCAGCCACAAUAGGCCCCUCAUCAUCGGGCCCACAUUCCCUUAUGCGCCAACACCUCGUAGUUUCUCCACAGCAGGCAACGCCUGUUUGCUCUGCAUGUAUCCACUGCAGCCCUCCCUGCAGCCCCUCCAGGUUGGAAACAACAGCGCUGCCAAGGCGCCCAACUCAGCGCUGGGCAGGGGAGGGGGAAGGAGAAGGAUUAAGGCGUAAUGGGAUCUGCUGGUGACUCAGCCCAGGAGAGGCUGUGGGAGGAACAGCAGCAUGGGCAGAGCUGCAGGUGGAGAGAUCCGAACUGCGCCAGCGCCGCGACGGAGCAGCCCUGUUCUGUUUGUGUGACUCCAGGCUUCGGCUGUGGUGAUCAUCCGACGGGGACGGCGGCGGAUAAACGCCUUCAAGGACACCUUUGUCCGCUGUUCCGUGGCUCUGGGCCGGGCUGACAGCAGAACAAGGGUGUGGGUGGAACGCUUCAGCCCUCAGCUCGGCUCUGGCAGCUCUGGCAGCCCUCGCUCCUUGCUGCUGGGGGGCACGGAGAGCACAGCCUGCUGUGCUGGCUUUCUUGGAGCUGCCAGCAGCUGGAAUGUGGAUGCACACGCAGAGGCAGAGCUGGGAGAGCACUGCCUGUCACCCACAGUGAGCAGCUGAGCGGAGCAGGAGGAGGCUUUGAGGACAUCCCAGUGCCCAGCACUGCCCUCCAGCAGCGCCUGCGGGCCGAGCAUCCCCUGGAGGGGCCUUUUAGAUCUGCUGUGCAGUUCGGUGUCUCAGAUCGGCGCUCCUUCGGAUUGUUUCCGUUACUUUGAAGCGACAGGCAGUGCCUGGUGAGGGAGUUGGGCUCCUACAUGUGUUUUUUUGUGGAGUAUCCGGACUUUGCAUCCUAAGGAAGUGGAGGUUGGGAUCUCAGCAGGGCAGAACUGAGUGCUCUGUUGGGGAGCAUCCAUCCCAUCAGAGGAUCCCCGGGACCACACAGCACUGCUGUCGGAUGCUCUGAGGUGCCGGGAUGGAGCUGCAGUCUGAGCUGGGGGCGAUGCUCAGCACUCCGGGGGACGAUGCCCAGUGCCCAGAGAGCAGCCCUGAGCCCUGCCAGCUGCCGCAGGACACGGGGGGGUCUGAAGAAGGGGGGGAUGUUCCAUCUGCCAGCCCGGCACUGCAGGAGGAGGUGCCCCAUCCCAGCACCACCGAGGAUCCCGCUGAGCACCAGGAGAGCAGAAGCCGAGGUGCCCAGGAGGAGCUGCCCACCCCCAGGGAGGGCGAUGCAUCCCCCCAGGCAGCAGCUGAGCCCCCCAGCGCCCGCUCCCCCAGCCGUGAGCCUGAGCCUGACUUCUACUGUGUGAAGUGGAUCACGUGGAAGGGAGAACGGACGCCCAUCAUCACCCAGAGUGAGAACGGGCCCUGCCCGCUGCUGGCCAUCAUGAACAUCCUCUUCUUGCAGUGGAAGGUGAAGCUGCCCCCGCAGAAGGAGGUGGUGACAUCGGAUGAGCUGAUGGCACAUCUGGGGGACUGCAUCCUGUCCAUCAAACCCCAGGAAAAGUCGGAGGGGCUGCAGCUGAACUUCCAGCAGAACGUCAAUGACACCAUGAUGGUGCUGCCCAAGCUCUCCACGGGUCUGGAUGUGAACGUUCGCUUCACGGGCGUCUCCGACUUCGAGUACACCCCGGAGUGCAUCGUCUUCGACCUCCUCAACGUCCCGCUGUACCACGGCUGGCUGGUCCCGUUUCAGAGCCCCGAGGUGGUGCGAGCCGUGGGCAAACUGAGCUACAACCAGCUGGUGGAGAAGAUCAUCACCUGCAAACACUCCGGCGACCCCAACCUGGUGACUGAAGGGCUGAUUGCUGAGCAGUUCCUGGAGUCCACGGCCUCCCAGCUCACGUACCACGGGCUGUGCGAGCUGACGGCCGCCGUGAAGGAGGAGGAGCUGAGCGUCUUCUUCCGCAACAACCACUUCAGCACUAUGAUAAAGCACAAGGGCCACCUGUACUUGCUGGUGACGGACCAGGGCUUCCUGCAGGAGGAGCGCGUGGUGUGGGAGAGCCUUCACAACGUGGAUGGUGACAGCUGCUUCUGUGACACGCAGUUCCACCUCAGCCAUGCCCUGGGCAAAGAGGCAGCCGCACCAGAGCAGAGCCAGCUGGACCAGGACUACAUGAUGGCCCUAUCCCUGCAGCAGCAGCAGGGCCAGGACCCCUCGGUGCUCAGCGACCUGGAGCUGGCACGGCAGCUGCAGCAGGAGGAGUACCAGCAGCAUUGA
Molecule: messenger RNA, 2850 nt
Organism: Meleagris gallopavo (turkey)
Lineage: Eukaryota; Metazoa; Chordata; Aves; Galliformes; Phasianidae
Source: RefSeq, a predicted model, not a curated record